This is a messenger RNA of Cariama cristata (Red-legged seriema), 799 nucleotides long. Its product is annotated as heterogeneous nuclear ribonucleoprotein L-like. The record is from RefSeq and is a predicted model, not a curated record. Gene Ontology annotation, biological process: regulation of RNA splicing. NCBI's taxonomy places the organism in Eukaryota, Metazoa, Chordata, Aves, Cariamiformes, Cariamidae. Gene Ontology annotation, molecular function: mRNA binding. The transcript is spliced from 6 exons. The coding region runs from base 121 to 660 and encodes 179 amino acids. Gene Ontology annotation, cellular component: nucleus.
GACCCCCACAAGACGCCCGCCUCCCCGGUGGUGCACAUCCGAGGCCUGAUCGAUGGCGUCGUGGAGGCCGAUCUUGUGGAGGCCCUGCAGGAGUUCGGCCCCAUCAGCUACGUGGUGGUGAUGCCCAAGAAGAGACAAGCCUUGGUGGAGUUUGAGGACAUCCUUGGCGCCUGCAACGCUGUUAAUUACGCAGCUGACAACCAGAUCUACAUCGCUGGGCACCCUGCCUUCGUCAACUACUCCACCAGCCAGAAGAUAUCCCGCCCCGGGGACACGGAUGAUUCCAGGGGUGUCAACAACGUCCUGCUCUUCACCAUCCUCAACCCCAUUUACUCCAUCACGACGGAUGUGCUGUACACCAUCUGUAACCCCUGUGGCCCUGUGCAGAGGAUUGUUAUCUUCAGGAAAAACGGUGUCCAGGCCAUGGUGGAGUUUGACUCGGUGCAGAGCGCCCAGCGAGCCAAGGCGUCCCUCAACGGGGCCGACAUUUACUCUGGGUGCUGCACGCUGAAGAUCGAAUACGCCAAGCCCACGCGCCUCAACGUCUUCAAGAAUGACCAGGAUACCUGGGAUUACACCAACCCCAACCUCAGCGGACAAGGGUCGCAGUGUAUGUUUGAUGGGACGCCAUCUUUCAGAACUGUGCUAACUCACUCUUGAAGCGUCCAAUGGUAAGAGAAAUACAGAAUUUUUAUAUGACAAUGGACAUUGUACUUUGUACUCCCGCUGUAAGUAGCCCUUUUCAAUCUUUGUAAUCGACUCGGAAUAAACCUGUACGAAACCCGGUCGUGUAAAGGGA